Messenger RNA from Orycteropus afer afer, 1740 nucleotides. RefSeq names its product solute carrier family 22 member 14 (gene SLC22A14). Lineage: Eukaryota; Metazoa; Chordata; Mammalia; Tubulidentata; Orycteropodidae. Gene Ontology annotation, molecular function: transmembrane transporter activity. Gene Ontology annotation, cellular component: membrane. Gene Ontology annotation, biological process: transmembrane transport. The record is from RefSeq and is a predicted model, not a curated record.
AUGGCAAGGGAAGACAAUUCCAAGGUAGAGCAACUUAAAUCCCAUUAUUCUUCCAGGAUCUUGAAUCCUCAUUCCUUUUGUCUGGAGAUGCUGUUACAGAGACCGAAGGGCAUCAGAUCCGAUGAGGAUGAGGAUGACACGUUUGCCAGCAUCCUGAAUGCAGUGGGGGAGUUUGGCACAUUCCAGCGGAGGCUGGUGGCCCUCACCUUCAUCCCCAACAUCCUGUUAAGCUUCUUCAUGUUUGCUGACUCCUUCGUGUUCACAGCCCAGAAGGCCUAUUGCAACACCAGCUGGAUCCUGGCAAUGGACUCUAACUUGUCAGAGGCUGAGCAGCUGAAUUUGACCAUCCCCCAAGACUCCAAUGGCAGCUUCCUGACAUGUCUCAUGUACUCACCUGUGGACUGGGAUCUAGAGUCCAUCAUCAAACUUGGCCUCAACCACACAGAGAUGUGCCAAAAUGAGUGGCUCUAUCCUGAGUCUGAGAGGCGAUCACUGACAGAUGAGUUUGACCUGGUGUGUGGCAAGGAACUGAACUGGGAACUGAUAGUGGCUGUGUACAUGGCGGGCCUCCUGAUAGGAUCUAUUAUCUUCGGGUUCAUAGGUGACAAGCUGGGCCGCUACCCCGCCAUCCUAUUGUCGCUGCUGGGGCUGUUCAUCUUCGGCUUUGGGACAGCCUUCGUAAACAGCUUGCAAGUCUAUCUGCUCUUCCGCUUCGUUGUUUCCCAGGCGGUGGCGGGCUACAUCAUCAGCAGCAUGUCUUUAGUCACUGAGUGGCUAGUAGGUGAGCACCGGGCCCGCGCUGUCAUCCUGUCACACUGCUAUUUCUCCAUUGGGAUCCUGUUCCUGUUGGGGCUUGCCUACAUCCUUCCCCACUGGCGGCUGCUGUUUCUGCUUGGUGGGGCACCUGUGCUCUCCGUCAUUCCCUAUAUCUGGAUUCUUCCAGAGUCUCCACGGUGGCUGAUGGUGAGAGGGAAGGUGGAGGAGGCCAAGCAGGUAUUGCGCUAUGCUGCUUCCGUGAACAAGAAGGUCAUUCCUUUAGAUCUGCUGAACAAGCUGGAGCUGUCUGGAAAGAAGGAGAGUAAGACCUGUGUCCUGGACUCCUAUAGCAAUAUGUACCUCUGCAAGGUGACCUUGAUAAUAGGCUGCAUGUGGUUUACUGUCACUUACAGCUAUUUAACACUGAGCAUCAAGGUGAAGGAUUUUGGCAUGAGUCACUAUGCCAGACAGAUGAUUCCUAGCCUCUUGGAGAUGCCUGUCCGGCUGUUUUGCAUAUUGCUCGUGGAGCAUAUUGGAAGGAAGUGGACCCUGGCUCUGACUCUCUUCCAAGCCUCCCUUGUGUGCCUGUGUAUCCUUCUCCUCCCUGAAGGUGGUAAUGGGCCCAGACUCAAGUGGCCUGUGUUGGCUGUCACAGAGUUGAAAUUGACGGUGACCUUGGUGACCCUGACUGGAGAGUUCAGCCUGGCCAGCUCAAUCACCCUGCUCCUCAUCUACACUGCUGAACUCUUACCCACUGUCCUCAGGUCGACAGGUCUGGGGCUGGUGUCUCUGGCCUUGGUGACUGGAGCCAUCUUGUCUCUGAUGACCUUACUCAUCAAGCAGAACUACUCCAUCCUGUCCGUCUGUCUGUCUUUCUGCUCGGCUGCCCUAGCCUUGUACCUCUGCUGCCAGCUGCCAGAAAUGCAAGAUCAGUCCCUCGUUGACACUAUAGAACACUUGUCCUCACAGCUAAGAUCCUCUUAA